Molecule: messenger RNA, 5103 nt
Organism: Vespa velutina
Lineage: Eukaryota; Metazoa; Arthropoda; Insecta; Hymenoptera; Vespidae
Exons: 16
Coding region: 279-4076 (1265 amino acids)
Biological process (GO): sodium ion transport; transmembrane transport
Cellular component (GO): membrane
Molecular function (GO): symporter activity
Source: RefSeq, a predicted model, not a curated record
ACGACCGUGGCUUUGCGCGAAUGACGUUCGAUCGUUCUACUCGUGUUUAUUUAACGUGUCCUCAAUGAAAUAAUAAAAGAGAUAUGAGUUUAUUAAUAUUCAUAUGACAUAUAAGUUUUGAAAUGUUUCGUGUCUGAUCGAGUAACAGGCCUUUUUUUUUUUUUUUUUUUUUUUUUUUUUCUUUUUUCUUUUUUCUAUAACGCUGUGUUAUUUUAAAUAGCACUCUAUAUUAUAUCUACGACAUAGAUUACUAGCACCUGUAAUUUACGGAUAUUAAUAUGGCAGUAACAACGACGUUAGGAUGGCUCGAUUAUACAGUUAUAUUUAUCAUGCUUUCCAUAAGUAUCGGUAUAGGUAUUUAUUAUAGAUUUAGUGGAGGCCGACAAAAAACAAUUGAGGAGUACUUUAUCGCUAGCCGAUCAAUGAACGUUAUUCCUGUUGCUGUCGCACUCAUGGUCUCAUUCAUGUCGGCUAUUACUUUGCUAGGUUUAUCGUCUGAAAAUUAUUAUUAUGGUACACAAUUCGUAGUUAUAAAUUUAUCAUACGUUAUAGGUACGCCUAUUGUUUGUUAUGGAUUUUUACCAGUAUUCUUUAAGCUUCAAGCAACAAGCGCAUAUGAGUAUUUGGAAAAGCGUUUUGGCGUUAAAACUAGAAUGAUGGCUAGUUUUGUCUACUGGGUACAGUUGCUUUUGUAUUCAGGAAUUGUACUUUAUGCACCUUCAUUAGCUUUGGAGGCAACUACAGGAAUUUCUAAAUCCGGAAGUAUCAUAAUAAUUGGAUUGGCUUGCAGUUUUUAUUCCAGUAUAGGAGGCAUUAAGGCUGUCUUAAUAACAGAUCUAUUCCAGAGUAUACUUAUGUUCGCUUCUGUUAUCAUUAUUAUUAUUAUAGCCUCGUAUGAGAUAGGAGGUAUAGAGAAAAUAUGGGAAAUUGCUAAGAUGGGACAACGGAUAGAAUUUGACAACAUUUCUAUAUAUCCAACGGAACGACAUACUUGGUGGUCCCUCAUUUUUGGUGGUUUGGUUACCUUUUUGUCUUUGUACGGAGUAAAUCAAGUUCAAGUGCAACGUUUGCUAACUGUUAAGAGUUUAAAUGAAGCGCAACUAGCGCUGUGGUUAUCUUUGCCCAUUUUAAUGUUGCUCUCUGUGGCAACGUGCUUCUCCGGAUUAUCGAUCUAUAGUAAAUAUUAUGACUGCGAUCCUUUAACGGAUGGAAGAAUCUCUUCUAUGGAUAUGUUAAUGCCAUUAUAUGUAAUGGAUACUAUGCAUUAUUUUCCCGGAUUACCGGGUCUCUUCGUAGCAGGCAUUUUCAGUGCUGGUCUCAGUACAAUAUCUGCGGCUUUAAAUUCUUUGGCUGCUGUUACAUUAGAGGAUUACGUCAAACCCAUAUACAGUCGUUGUACCCAUAAAGAAUUAAGCCCAACGAGUUCAGCCAAUAUUGGAAAAAUGAUAGCGCUCGCCUAUGGACUAAUCUCUAUCGCUUUGGCUUUUCUCGCUGAACUUUUAGGUGGAGUUUUACAAGCAGGAUUGACAAUAUUUGGCGUCGUUGGUGGUCCACUUUUGGGAGUUUUUACAUUGGGAAUGACUAGCGAAUCCGCAAUAGAAUCAGGAGCUAUAUCGGGAAUGAUACUGUCACUUGCUUUUCUCUUGUGGAUCGCUUAUGGACAACCUAGACCCGUUCCUCCUAAAUUAAUACUAUCUAACCAUGGCUGUGAUGUAGAUACAAUAAAAAAUAUAACGUUAAGCGCUUUAAAAGAUCCAAUGAAAUUAUCAUCUCAAAAAAUCGAUGAUACGUCCUAUUUUUAUUUAUAUCGUAUAUCAUAUAUGUGGUAUGCACCACUCGGGUUUCUAAUUACUGUUAUCGUUGGACUGUUAGUCAGUAAUAUAGUUCGGUGCACGUUUAAACGAACUCGAAAAGAGUUAGAUCCUAAUUUGUUUUUUCCAAUAAUCGGCAAACGAUUACGCAAAGAGCAAUCACCUAAUUUCGAAUGCAGCCAAUUUGUAAAUUUGCAUAAUAAGGUACAAGGAAAGUAUACAUUUAACGUUGAUGUAUCAUCUGACGAAAUAGCGAUGCGUAAGGUCCGCGUAGGGUCGAAAGAAAGAAAGAGAGAAAAAAGACAAAGAACAAGAAACAAAAAAAAAAACAAAAACAAAAACAAAAAGAAAGAAAAAAAGCGCUUGAUAUCGAAUGAAUUCCUUCGACAGGGAUUCGAAAAAAUGCGGCCACGUCUGUUCGUGCUCUUCCUCUUUCUGUCGGCUUCGUCGGCGGAACAACGGCGAACCGAUGCAACCACGGACGAUUGCCAGAACGAUCGGCCGUUCUUACUUCAUUAUUUUUCCUGGGCCGAUUACGCGGUUCUCGGCUCGAUGCUACUCGUUUCCUGCAUGAUUGGCACCUUCUACGGUUUCUUCGCGAAGAAGCAAGAAACCAGCGAGGAUUUUCUACUCGGUGGCUCCACCAUGGGCACUUUUCCCAUGGCCAUGUCCCUGGCCGCGAGUUUUAUCACGGCAAUCGAACUCCUUGGGAAUCCUGCGGAGAUGUACGCCCAGGGCACUCAAUUUUGGAUGACAUGCCUGGCAUUUAUUUUAGUGGUACCGAUCACUUCUUACCUCUAUCUGCCAGUUUACAUGAAGCUCAGAUUGACCUCGAGUUACGAGUACUUGAAUUUACGCUUCGAUCGACAUUGCAGAUUACUCGCUAGCGGAUUGUACAUGCUUCAAAUGAUUUUUUAUACGUCAGUCGCCGUUUACGCGCCGGCAUUAGCUUUAAGUCAUGUCACAGGCCUUAAUACUUACAUAGCCGUUACUCUAGUCUACUUAGUUUGCAUAUUUUACGCCUCACAGGGUGGCAUGAAAGCUGUCAUAAUGGCCGACACGUUUCAAGCAGCCGUUCUCCUAGGAUCUCUCUUCCUCAUUGUCGGCUUAGGUUUAUCCUGGGCAGGUGGGAGUUCGCUCGUCUGGGAAGACAAUCGUAAAAGCGGAAGAAUGGAGAUCUUCAAUAUGGAUCCGAGUCCAACGGUACGACACAGCUUUUGGAGCGUCGUCGUUGGUGGUACUUUCUAUUGGACCACCAUGUAUUGCAGUAAUCAGGCUUCCGUCCAAAAGUAUCUCAGCGUAGCGAACAUCUCCCAAGCCAGAACGGCUUUAUGGGUAUCCAGUUUCGGAAUGAUCGUAAUAUAUACGAUCAAUUUCUUAACGGGCAUGGUACUUUAUAGCGUUUACAAAGACUGCGAUCCGCUUUCGGCCGGCUACAUAACCGGCUCCGACCAAAUACUGCCCCUAUAUGUGAUGAAUCACUUGGGUAGCCUUCGCGGCAUGCCCGGUCUCUUCGUCGCCGGUAUCUUUGCGGCUUCUUUGGGAACGGUCGCAAGUGCUUUGAACUCCUUGGCCGCGAUCACGUGCGAGGAUGUUCUUCAAGGACUUUUCAAAAUGGAUUUACCGGCACGGAAGGGAGCAACUUAUGCCAGAUGGAUCAGUAUAUUCUUUGGCGUCUUCGGCUUCGCUCUCAUCUUCGUUGUGGAACGUCUUGGUAGCGUUCUCCAGGUGGCUCUAUCUUUCAAUGGUAUGGUGGGUGGAGUUACCCUGGGAUUAUUCUCUUUGGGGAUGUUCGUACCGUGGGCUAACGCUAAAGGAGCCAUGUCAGGUGCCAUUGUCGGUCUGACAAUAGUUCUAUGGAUCGGAUUAGGAGCUCAAGUUGCGAUAAUCAAUGGGCAGAUACAUUUGGGGAGUAAGCUUGUCUCGAUUGAAAGAUGUACCUGUUUAAACAGUACGAUACCGGCGACGAUGAAGUUGACCGAUAUACCCGAGGAGAGCGAGAUAUCAUCCGUUUACAGGACGAGCUAUCUCUGGUAUAGCGCUAUCGGUUGCGUUCUGACGAUGGCAGUUGGUCUCGUAGUCAGUCUCUUUACCGGUCUACAAAAUCCGGCCGAACUCGAUCAAGAUCUUCUCAGUCCACCGAUCGCAGCCAUAUUUCGCUCGCGAACGAAGACACGAAGAUCGAACAGGAACGUUCAAGGUGUUGCGAACUUUGGCCUGGAACUCGACGAUGAGAAAGCGGACACUCGUAAGGGCCCAAAGUGAUUGGCUCCGUCUUAUUUCGAACGUUAACGCGAAGAUCACGGUCUUACGCGUACCGGUAAUAUUUGUAUAGAUUUUUUUGAUCGCGAGACGAGUCGCUCGUCGGGUCAUUGCUCGGUUACAGGGAUAACGUGUGGCUUGUUCGAACAUUUAUUAACAAAAGAGAGAGAGAGUGAGAGAGAGAGAGAGAGAGAGAGAGAGAGAGAGAGAGAGAGAGAGAGAGAGGGAGAAGAAAAAAGCAAGACUUUAGGAAUCUAGUGAUUUAUAAUCCGUUAUUGAGAAAGAUCUAACGAACUCUUGCGAUAACGUUAAGUGUAUCAUCUAACGAGUAGACUAUAUGUUAAGACGAAACGGUUGUACGAAUAGAUUUAAGUCGAUCGUUUCUUCGAUUUGACAGCCACGCUAAUAUUAUUUUUCGCUGACUAAUUUCAUCGUCGUUUUGCUAUUAUUGUUAUUAUUAUUAUUAUUAUUAUUAUUAUUACUACUAUUAAUCUAUCAUUCUGCUGAUAUUGUUAUUCUCAUCGAUAUUAUUUAAAAUGAUCGGCAGGAUCACGUAUUCUCUGGUAUAAACUCAGGUCGACGGGUAAAAAAUCUCUUCGGUAGAAUUUCUUCGUACUUUCCUUUUUAUUGAAAUUUUAAAAAGUAUAUGUAUUAUUCUUAUGCGAAAAGGCGCAAGAUCCUUAACCCUAUCCUCUAACUUCCUCGUACAACUAAUUUUGAAAGAAAUAGCGAUGGAUUUCAGGUGGAUCAACCGGAAAGAUAUCUUCACGGAAAGAUGAUGCCAAGUCGAUCGAUGCGCUCGUCGGAAACCAUCGACUUUGACAUAGAUUUUCGUUCUUUUCGUCGACUUGAUUUUGUUGUCGAUGUAUUCGAAAUGGACAAGAAAAUGAAAAAUACAGCUAUUAAAAGCUAUCGACCAUGGCUGUCCGUCUAUUUUAUAUUUUCCUUGUUCUUUCUUCAUGACUGCACCGGCAGAUUUUAGACCGUCAGAAUGUACGUCAGUUUGUUGAAUAAAUAACACGAUCAAGUA